Messenger RNA from Tripterygium wilfordii, 1380 nucleotides. RefSeq lists its product as uncharacterized. Bases 129 to 1199 code for a protein of 356 amino acids. The transcript has 3 exons. NCBI's taxonomy places the organism in Eukaryota, Viridiplantae, Streptophyta, Magnoliopsida, Celastrales, Celastraceae. The record is from RefSeq and is a predicted model, not a curated record.
CUACUUUGUAUUCGCUUUCCUUCUCUCUAAACUCUGCAUCGCCGAUAAGCUUCCGUACACAAACAGUUUGUUUUACGGUGACCCAUCAGAGAAAACCCUUUGCCGGUGAUUUUAUUGAAUUGAUUUCAAUGGAGACUCCAUCGUCAACCAGAAGAAUCACAAGGUCACAAGCAAGGGCACAGGCUUUGACCACCCUUAACAGCGGCACCAACAACAACAGCGAGAAUAACGACAGUAACCUUCAUUUCUCAAGGAAGUUGGAAUCUGAAUAUGAGAGUGCUUUAUCAAAAUCAAGAACAAGAAAUUCGAAACAACAGCAGCAGCAAGAUCGGUCUGCGCUAUUUGACAUGACCAACGAUUCGCCGAUCGUUGGGCUUGCAACGGCGAGCUUGGAAACCCCAUCUUCUGCCAUUGCGAAGCAGAAGAGCAACAGAGCCAAGGCUGCUCUGACUCCUGGAUCUGGAGAGGCCCUGCUCAGGGGUCAGGUCAAGACUCUGUUGCAGAGAGUGGAAGAAGAACAAUUGAAGAUCCCAAAUCUCUCUGAAUCUGGAGAUGAAGUCAACAGCAACGGAAUGGCCUCCAUCACACCCUUACCAGUUAUUGAAGAACAACUGAAGAUCUGUCAGGUGGAUGCUGAUAUUGUUUCUGGAUCCAACCCAGAAAGUCUUGAAUCUCAAAAGAGUCUAAACAGGUCUCUACUGUUGGAUUUCUCAGAGAAAUCUGAAAUCACAGACUCAUCAGACUGCUCCUCUGUGGUUACUGACCAAGGAGGACUAGGAGGAGGAAGUGUUUGCACAGACAAGUCAUCCAUGGAUGACUGCAAUACCUCAGUGUGGUCUAUUCAGGUCAACGCAAGUAGUACUCAUGAUGAAGAGGAGGAAGAAAUGAUUGAACAAGAAGAUGAUGAUUUCUACUACCACAACGACAAUGAAGAAGAGGAGGAAGUGCAGGAAGAAGGAGAAGAUGGAGGAUUGCUUGAUGCACUGUGUGAAGGUAUAAGCAAGAUAAGUGUGGCUGACAAGUUCAGUGGAAAGCACACUAGGUUUGUGUACAACAGUGAUGAUGAUGAGAUUGUUGACAAGUAUGAAGAAGAAGAAGAAGAAGAAGAAGGUGCCUCUCCCAGUGUGCUUCGCUUGAAGGGCUUGCCAACUCCUAAAGGAAAGCACCUGCGAUUCCUUAUCGAGGGAGAUGAUAACUGAAGGGAAGUUCUUUGAAGAAAGUUUAUUGGUUUUAGUUUUACAUGCAAUUGUUACUUGGUCUAUUUGUCUCUUUGGACUUAUGGGGUGAGUCCUUUUUACAUUCAUUUAUGGAAAUUACAAGCUGCAAUCACAGAUCAAGUGGUUGAGCAAUUUUACAAUAAAAUAAUGCCUUCAUUUUGAA